AUAAAGUAGUGCAGGCAUACUCUGGGAGUCUGGGAGGAGUCUGGGAAUGCUAGUGAGGUUUUCAUGAAUAGUUGGAAUAUACUCUGCAAACUUGCCUUUAUUCCUUAAUAUCUGAAAUGGGGGAAUCUUUGUAAAAAUCCAGUUUGCAAAGUAUAGUAUGCUGCUUGUCUCAAAUAAGAAAGGAAGAUAAUAUGACAUGGAAGCCCUGUCUUGGGUACCCUCUCCUCUCUCAAACAUAAAGGAGUGAAGGGGACCGUUCUAAGGAGCCAAGAUUCUGAAAGGAAAAUAAGAACUAUAUACAAGAAGAUAUUAUACAAGGCAGAAUGUAGUUAAGUACUAGUGGAAAGGAGGGAGAAGUUAUCUGUAAAGUGUGAGGAGGGACCAAAAAUUGACUUGGAGAUGGGCCUUGAAAGAAGGAUUAGACUUAAACAGGAGGAGAUAGGAAGAAAGGAUAAGAGAAAGGAAUUUUGAAGGAGUUCCUGUGUGGGGAAUGACAGGGGCAACAAGGAGAGGACCAGAACAAGUUCAGUUGGUCCAUUUUGGUUGAAGAUUGGAAGAAGAAAAGCAAGAGUGAUGCCUAGCUUGAAGCCAUUUAGAGUAGAGCUUUAAUGCCUUGCCAAGGAAUUUGUAGAAUCAAAGGUGGUUGAGUAAUUACAAAAAUGAUUUUGGCUGUAUUAUCCAGGAGGGCAUGGAGAACCUGGAAGCCCAGAUAUCAGUUCUUUCUGUGGUUCAACAGAAGGUGAUGAGCACUGAAGAAUCGUGGAAAGCACUUCAGUGAAGAUAUGGACCAGUGUGUAUAAGCAUGGAAUCUCCUUGCUAACCAUCACCACCUUGUUCUCCUUGAUAAGUGAGCGAAAGAGUGGGUCGGGGAGAAGGAAAAGAGGUCAACAUGAAGCUAAAGCAGCGAGUUGUGCUGUUAGCAAUUCUCCUUGUCAUCUUUAUCUUCACCAAAGUUUUCCUGAUUGACAACUUAGAUACAUCAGCUGCUAACCGGGAGGACCAGAGGGCUUUUCACCGAAUGAUGACUGGCUUACGGGUGGAGCUGGCGCCCAAGCUGGACCACACCUUGCAGUCUCCCUGGGAGAUUGCAGCCCAAUGGGUGGUUCCCCGGGAAGUGUACCCUGAAGAGACACCAGAGCUGGGGGCAAUCAUGCAUGCCAUGGCCACCAAGAAAAUCAUUAAAGCUGAUGUAGGUUAUAAAGGGACACAGCUGAAAGCCUUACUGAUUCUUGAAGGAGGACAGAAAGUUGUCUUCAAACCUAAGCGAUACAGCCGAGACUAUGUGGUGGAAGGGGAACCGUAUGCCGGUUAUGAUAGACACAAUGCAGAGGUAGCAGCCUUUCAUUUGGACAGGAUUCUAAGUUUCCGCCGAGCCCCCUUGGUGGUUGGCAGAUUUGUUAAUCUGCGAACGGAGAUCAAGCCUGUUGCCACGGAGCAGCUGUUGAGCACCUUCCUAACUGUAGGAAACAAUACUUGUUUCUAUGGGAAGUGUUACUACUGCCGAGAAACAGAGCCAGCUUGUGCUGAUGGAGACACAAUGGAGGGGUCUGUCACGCUUUGGCUUCCAGAUGUGUGGCCUCUGCAGAAACACCGACACCCGUGGGGCAGGACUUACCGAGAAGGCAAAUUGGCCAGGUGGGAGUAUGAUGAGAGCUACUGUGACGCUGUGAAGAAAACAUCCCCUUAUGACUCUGGCCCACGCCUCUUAGACAUUAUUGACACAGCUGUCUUUGACUACCUGAUCGGCAAUGCUGACCGCCAUCACUAUGAGAGCUUUCAAGAUGAUGAAGGCGCUAGUAUGCUCAUUCUUCUUGAUAAUGCCAAAAGCUUUGGGAACCCUUCGCUGGAAGAAAGAAGCAUUCUUGCCCCUCUCUAUCAGUGUUGCAUCAUUCGGGUUUCCACCUGGAACAGACUGAACUACCUAAAGAAUGGUGUGCUAAGGUCCGCCUUAAAAUCUGCCAUGGCCCAUGACCCCAUCUCCCCCGUGCUCUCUGAGCCUCACCUGGAUGCCGUGGACCAGCGGCUUCUGAGUGUCCUGGCCACUGUGAAGCAGUGUACUGACCAGUUUGGGAUGGACACGGUGCUGGUGGAAGAUAGGAUGCCUCUCUCCCACUUGUAAUUCUCAACACAAAAUAAGUGAAACUUCUUUUUACAAAGAUAGAGAAACAGCACAAUCAAUCCAAAUGGUAUGAGAGGGAUUGUAAAUGGCCAGCAGCAAGUUCUGGUGAUGGGGAACAGGGUGGCCUUGGAUGUCUUUGGUGUUUUCUGUAGCAGAAGCUAAAGCAAAGACUGCAAGUUUCAGAGCACGGAGAUGUUCCCGCUGAGUCACCUGACCUCCUCAGCAGUGGGUAUCAUAGUCACUUGGUCCUAAUUCCCAUGCCAAAGGACAAACAGAGGUGUGACAUUUGGAUAGGUGAAUGCUGGGAUUGGUUCUGGAGUGUGUGUUUUGAGCUGAACCUUGCAGUCCUUUGUCCACACCUAUGGAUUUUGUGGAAACACUUUGCAAUCUCUUGUGUCUUUUUUUUUUUUUUUUUUUUUUAACCAGGACUGG
This is a messenger RNA of Lemur catta (Ring-tailed lemur), 2551 nucleotides long. It is a transcript of the gene FAM20B, whose product is annotated as FAM20B glycosaminoglycan xylosylkinase. NCBI's taxonomy places the organism in Eukaryota, Metazoa, Chordata, Mammalia, Primates, Lemuridae. Gene Ontology annotation, cellular component: Golgi apparatus. Gene Ontology annotation, molecular function: phosphotransferase activity, alcohol group as acceptor. Bases 890 to 2119 code for a protein of 409 amino acids. The record is from RefSeq and is a predicted model, not a curated record. The transcript has 8 exons. Gene Ontology annotation, biological process: protein phosphorylation.